This is a messenger RNA of Microthlaspi erraticum, 558 nucleotides long. The record is from the annotation of a GenBank genome assembly. Lineage: Eukaryota; Viridiplantae; Streptophyta; Magnoliopsida; Brassicales; Brassicaceae.
AUGGAUUUCAUCAAGACCAGUUCCCUGCGUGCUCUGAUUGAGUUAACUUUCCAACGCAACUGGAACGGCCUCAUUUGGAUGAGUAGAAAAGGAGUUAUAACCAAAAGAGUGAAGACUGUCCAGACGGCUCUAUCGAGAAAGCGCCCAACCGCGCAGACCGGCCGAGGAACGAAUGUUCCGCGGCCAAAAUCAUCCGUCCGUCUGAAGUCUCGGCCAAAGUUCAAACCAUCCGGCCGAUCACGCAUCACGACCCGGGAAACAUGUCCCGCGGUCGGCCAAGCCACGACCACUCACAGCGCCACGCCGCGCGAGCCGGGAAGCAACGCCUCGCGGCCGCGCAACCUACUCGCGUACCACGGCCGAUGCAUCCGUCCGAGCCGGGAAGACGUCCCGCGUCCGGCCGAGAAACAUCGGCCAAUCUUCACCGUCCGACCACAGCGGCCGACCGCGAAUUCCGUCCGGCCACGACCGAUCCCGAUCGUCCCGACCGACCGUCCCAACGCACCCGAAGCCCGUUUCACUAUUUUCAAGCCCGGCUUAACCCUAAGCCGCCUCUGA